AGGAUAUUGUUCUGACUCGGAAACCAACAACUGCUAUUGCGGGUAUCUUCAUCAUCUCCAAUGCUGCGCUAGGGGCAGGCACUCUCGCAUUUCCAAAUGCAUUUGCCAAGUCAGGACUCAUACUCAGUUUUCCCAUCUUGGGGAUAUGUAUAGUGUUGUGUGCUCUUUCUCUCUCAAUAGUGGCUUUCGCCAAUUACGAAACAGGCACCUAUGAGUAUUACCAAGCGAUGCGGUUCUACUGCGGACCCUGGGUUGAGUUCUUGUUCAACGCACUAAUGAUAGUUGGCAAUAUUGGUACUUGUGUUCUCUACAUGAUCACAGUCGGCGACCAAGCAGAUCAAGGCACAAAAGAGUACUAUCAGGCCAUGCGGUUCUAUUGUGGUCCUUGGAUGGAACUUCUGUUCAACGUGGCUAUCAUAGUGUCCAAUAUUGGCACCUGCAUUCUCUACAUGAUCACAGUAGGCGAUCAGGCAGACCAAAUUGUGAACCGAAUUCUGGACAACAAUGACGAUUCAGAAGACAACCUGUGGUAUGUGAACCGGAAAUUCACCAUCACUGUUUUAAGCACCUUCAUAAUCCUCCCCCUUUGUCUGGCUAAGAACAUAGACUUCCUCAAGUACCCCAGUAGUCUGGGGGUGUUGUCUAUGGUGUAUUUGAUGGUGGUCAUUGUGUGGGACUACUUUGAGGAGAGGGGGGAGGAGACAGGUGUGGAGAUUGACAAGUAUCCUUCCGACUAUGCCAAUAUAUUCGAUGCAUUUCCAACAAUUCUUCUUGCAUAUCAGUGCAUGUCGAAUGCGUACCCUGUGUUCGGGAGUAUGGCAAGUGUGUCCUUCCGAAAUUACUUCAUAUGCAUCAGUGGCAGUGUGUUUGUCUGCACUCUCGUCUAUCUGCCAGUUGCACUCUUCGGAUACCUCUCCAAGGGCGUCAAUUGCAUGUCGAAUGCGUACCCUGUGUUCGGGAGUAUGGCAAGUGUGUCCUUCCGAAAUUACUUCAUAUGCAUCAGUGGCAGUGUGUUUGUCUGCACUCUCGUCUAUCUGCCAGUUGCACUCUUCGGAUACCUCUCCAAGGGCGUCAAUGUAAAGAGUAAUGUGCUGCUAUCUUACGACUCGAGGGACAACAAAGUCUUAGUGGCACAGGCAGCUGUCCUCAUUUCAGUCUUGAUGUCAUACCCAAUUCAAUUUUGGGUACUCAAGGAAAGUAUAAUCAAAGUGUGGCAAUCCGGUCGCCAAUUCACUUCCAGCAGUGACUACACUGAUCCAGGCCUCACUCCCCUGAGGCGCUACACCAUAGUGGCCAUAGUGUUCACUCUCACUCUUGCUAUGGCCCUGCGACUGCCUGAUAUCAGUGUGGCUGUGGCUUUCACAGGCUCAUUUGCUGCCUACUUCUACCUCAUAUGCCCAGGUCUUGUUCUAAUCCAGACGACAUACGUGAACGAAAGCGGUCAAUUCAUCUACAAAUCAAACCCCAAAAAAGUUAUCACAUUUGAAGAUUCAAACUUUCGACAAAAAUCAACAACUCAAAGUUUACAGUCACAAGACGGCCCAAAAAUAUUCAUUAUUGAAAAUGACCUGGAGAAUCAGAGUAACUUCUUGGAAGAACAUGAUGUCUCAAAAUCAAAUUUGGAUCCAGGCGUGAACAAACCUAAGUUUAUGAUGAACAAGUACAAAAAUGGCGCGCUUUCAUGGUCACUUCGAGUAGUUGGGCUGAUUUUGUGCGCUUUGGGAAGUUUCAUUACAGGACUUGGAUUGGUAGUAGCUAUUUAUGGAGUUUUAGACAUUCUAUGACAGCUGCA
Messenger RNA from Symsagittifera roscoffensis, 1792 nucleotides. Its product is annotated as sodium-coupled neutral amino acid transporter 7-like. The record is from RefSeq and is a predicted model, not a curated record. Gene Ontology annotation, molecular function: L-amino acid transmembrane transporter activity. Gene Ontology annotation, biological process: amino acid transmembrane transport. NCBI's taxonomy places the organism in Eukaryota, Metazoa, Xenacoelomorpha, Acoela, Convolutidae.